Molecule: messenger RNA, 2429 nt
Organism: Pyricularia oryzae 70-15
Lineage: Eukaryota; Fungi; Ascomycota; Sordariomycetes; Magnaporthales; Pyriculariaceae
Exons: 4
Coding region: 1-2283 (760 amino acids)
Source: RefSeq, a predicted model, not a curated record
AUGUUGCCCCGGCAAAACUCGCUACCUCCUCCAAAUACCACAGCAUGCUCCGGUUGGGAUUGCCUACAACAGUCUCAGCAAUUCGGUGUCAUUUUCAGCAUCAUCUUGAGCGUUUUCACAUUCGUCUUCCUUUACUGGUUCUUGUUCUGGCGACGCCGAAACCCACUGAUGAAGCAGCAUGACGACGAUCCAGACGUUGUUGAGAUCGAGCUCAGGUCUCCCAGCUUGCAAACAACAGCAGUAGUACGGUUUGCUCCAGGAGACCCAGGAGACGGGAGAAAGGCCAGUCGAAGCGAGACGGUUUUCAGGCUUUACAAAGAGAUACCUCAACCUGAGAACGAGCUCCCAAGGUAUUCAGCUCGCAGUGAUGGACGUUAUAUUCCGGAGGGUUCAUCGUUCUCUGAUUCCUCACUGUCGGAGCCACAGAGAGUGAAGGACCACAAGAGGACGCAGCCAAGGAACAAGCAAGGCCUCGACCUUUCGACUCCAGAACCCCAAAGUCUAGCCCACAAUCAAGCGAUUGGACAGGCAAAUACUAGAGAUGGUGCAUGUGAUUUCUGCAACCAACACAAUACCAUCUACUGUCAGCAACGAAUGCUUUAUAUGAACCGGCUGGGGACAAACUGGUAUAACCAACAGCCACGCAUACAUCCUAGACUACACGUAAUGCCAACAGCAAUGCCAGGUGUGCAGCUCGAUCAAGUGCCGAUGGUACACUGCUACCCAUACCGCCAGCCGUAUAUGGCUCCCGCAUAUGCAACCAUGCCUGCAAAUACGCCCGCAGCACCUAUGAUGCCAUCUCAACAGCCGCAGGCCACCUAUUUCUCUCAAAUUUCACACGGAGCUCAUGUAGUACCCAUAGUACAACCUUCUCAACCUUUCUUGGGAGCAACAACAGCUCAAGCCGAGCCGGCGAAGGCAGAUGUACGGAGGACAACAGCACCCAGGACUCGAAAUCCUGUUCCUGUAGCCCAGCCUUCGGUAUACCGGGACGCCCCAUGGUGGCGAAGUCGAUCAUCAAAUCGCCCCAAAAGCCCAGAUCAAAAUCUUUCGGCACGUCGAAAACCCUAUGAUUAUGGCAAGGAUGUGCGGCCAAAGUCACGAAAACGGGGCAGAUCACCAGAUGAAAAGAGACAAGAAGAGCAUUCAGCUAAGCUUUCGCAAAAACACCCCGAGCCAUCUUCGGAUUUUAACCUCUCUGACCUUGGCUCUCUGCCUUCGCACACUACUCUGGACUCAUACUCGUCACAUGGCUCUCAUAUAAACGGAUUUUCAAGGGACAAGAUACUUGCCGACUUUGAAAGAGCAAAGCUAGCCGAGUCAAAUUCACCAAGAACAGAAGUACUGGAGCCUGCGGAAGUGUCCCUGAGCUCAUCUGAUAGUUCUGUCAAGGAAACACUCAAGGACUCGGUUGUUGAAGGUCCUCAGCAUGAGCCUUCCGGCAAGCAAACCGCUGACAAAAUUCUCAUCACAAUUUCGCCUCCUACGUCUUCGACAAGGUCGGCAAAAACAGCAGCUGGCGGUGCUCGUGGCCCUGGUGAUGGCUCAGAAAUAAGAUCGAUUGACGGUAGAUUUGCCAGACUACAUCCUGACUCUGCCAGCAAGCGAGUACUUCCUGGUGGAGAGAGAGGUUAUAGAAAGGACAGCUCGCGGGACGGAGCUCAGGAAGAGACGAAACAACAGUUCUUGUCACCAAAAGAGACGCUACUUAGACAGGAUAUUAGCGCUCGUACAGACAACCGUCCAGUCCUGUAUCGAGUAGAAAAUGACGGAGAUGAAACUGCAUCUCUUUGCACGUCAACUCAAGCCAUGGCCUCGUCCAGCGGCUCGCCUGAGAAUGCGAAUUAUGACGAAGACGCCUCUCUUAAUAGUCACCACAGAAGACUAGCUAGCCGGGACCGCGAGGGUCGAAACCUGGAAGGGGUCGAUACGGAGAGUCAUGAGAACUACCCAAAGGGCUUUCACAAGGAUUCAGAUUCCGCCUCUUUCCGCCCGAGGCCACCAAGACCAUUCACAACAGAGGCGAUGUCAGAUAAUGAGGAUCAAUCCAGCUCUGGAGGUGCCGGAGACGAACUGGCCUUCAAAAACAGGGGUUCUUCUAGACAUGGACGGGGUGGGGUCGAUAGCAUGGUAGUACAGACUUCACCCCCUGAUGCCAUUGGAUUUUGCGAUGAUGAGCUACCGCCACCACCAAGUCUUAGACCCGGACGCAAGAAGCGUGGUGGCGAUAGCUCUGAGUUCUUUCGAUUUCGUGGAUCUGACGAUAAUGUUGAGAAUAAGUAAUGAGAUGAAGAUGGCAGGAGAAAUAGCAGUAAAGAGCGAUUUCUUUUCACACUCUCAUAGACAAUUGACAAUUGCCACUGGUAGAGUUUUGUUAUAGAAUAGUUUACCUAGAUAGGUAAGUCGUCUGCAAUAAACAUCAAGCGUAG